This is a messenger RNA of Nematostella vectensis (starlet sea anemone), 1210 nucleotides long. RefSeq names its product ubiquitin domain-containing protein 2. The transcript is spliced from 3 exons. The record is from RefSeq and is a predicted model, not a curated record. Gene Ontology annotation, molecular function: protein binding. The coding region runs from base 157 to 855 and encodes 232 amino acids. Lineage: Eukaryota; Metazoa; Cnidaria; Anthozoa; Actiniaria; Edwardsiidae.
UGUGACGUCACACAUCAAUAUGAGCAGACUUCAUGAAGAAAAUUCAGACGGAACACAUCGAUCGUUCUUUAGAAACUAAACGAGUUUGGCUCUUUUGUGGCCAUUUGGCCAUCGUAUAUGUGAGCACACUCCGUGGCUACCCUGACUUUCGGCAAUAUGGGUGGUUGCAUGGGUACAGGCCACGAUCCAAGUGUUAGAGUGAGCUCCAGCGAGUUCGGCAGUACGCCAGGAGUUACUCUUGGCAAAAAUCAGCCGCUGAAAAAAGAAAGGCAGCAGUGGACUUCAGAUAUUCCCUUGACGGAGGGACAGCUUCGCAGCAAAAGAGACGAGUUUUGGGAAACGGCCCCUGCUUUUGAAGGGAGAAAGGAGAUUUGGGAUGCUCUUAGAGCAGCUGCCGAAACUGAUGAUCACACUUUAGCCCAAGCUAUCGUAGAUGGCGCAAAUAUAACCCUUCCAACUGGUUCUUUACAAGAUGCAUACGAUGAACUGGGCACAAGAUAUGUACUGCCAGUAUAUUGUAUCAGCCAGCCCACCAACCUUAUAAAAGAUGAUGAUGUGAGUGGUGAUAUCAGCAAUGAAGUAGAUGAAAAAGAGACUCCACCAACUGGUGAAGAGACAUAUGUAAAAUUGCGACUCUCAACUGGAAAGGACUUGAAAAUGGUUGUUUAUACAUCAGAUACAAUACUAAAAAUUAAAAGGAAAUUACAGAAACAAGAAGACAUUGAACCAGCCAAGCAAAGGUGGUUUUACGCUGGCAAAUUGCUUACAGAUAAAAUGACUGUUGGUGAUGCCAAAAUACAGAAAGGGUUUGUCAUUCAAGUUAUUUUACCACAGCCAACACCAGUAGAGAACUGAGUUUUGGAACAACUACCAAUGGAAUAUUCUAUAGCAGCUUAAUAUUGGCUGCAGGGUAGCCUCCAAAUCGACCCAAAAGGAUUGGGGCCACAGCUUACAGAAAGGAAGGGCUGCAAACACAAUGUUUUAGUGAAGUCUAUCAACUUCGCCUUCCACUUCUAACCAUGCCAUAAGAUCUUAUUCUUCACUGAGUCCACUGAUACCUGAUUGAUGGCGGUGAAUGCAUUUAUGGUUCUUUCUCAACAGAAAUGAGCUAACUUCCUUGUAUAUGAGAAGUCUCUUGCAAUUUAGCUCCAUGCACCUUGCACCAUGGGAUGCCAAUUUCUGGUCUUUAAAACCAAAAGAAUCAAAACAA